Messenger RNA from Triticum turgidum subsp. durum (durum wheat), 531 nucleotides. Lineage: Eukaryota; Viridiplantae; Streptophyta; Magnoliopsida; Poales; Poaceae. The record is from the annotation of a GenBank genome assembly.
AUGUGCCUACCUGGCCAUUUCUUGUAUUUCACAGAUUUUGAUGAUUCUGUGCGUGUCCCAUCGAAAAACAAUCAGUUAAACCAGAGUGAGGAGACUGACCUGAAAGGCUAUACGCAGGGAUCCCUAGCAAUUGUCUCAGAAAUUGAGCCGAAAGAUGCCAUAAUGCAGUUGCUUAUGCAGGAAACCUACUCAAGGUCUGAGUGCAGUACACUAAUAAAGAUAAUUCAAGAGCGGGUUGUGGAUCCAGAUUCAGGUGGAAUUGCUGAUGGUGAGAUUGCUCUUCCGAUCAGUUGGAAGGCUGACAACCAACCAACCCUUGGAUAUUCUUCAUUUAGUCCAAAUGUGUCCUUGCCUUCAACAUCAAACUUUCGAAUCCAUGGCCAUGGUUUUGAUAAUAGUGCUGCUGCCGACACAGUUCCAAUGUUAACUCCUGCCAAUCGUAGCCUUUUCAACGAUAAAGCUGACAAUAUUCAGCCUGCUUUCAAACGAAGGUACUCCCGAGGACCUUCGAAGAGUCAGGACAAAGGCUGA